GGUAAAGGCGCCAGUCAGCAUGUAAAGGACCUUUGCUAAUCCCCUUUAUUUAUCUUUAUUAUGCUUGAUUUACACAGUGAAUAGUCACAAAAAGCGGGUUAUAUAAAAGCAACAGUGUAUAUACUUGUUUAUACGUUUUAUCCAGGGUCCAUUUUUUAUUGUUUAUUAAAUAAAACGUAUGUUUAGUUUGUGCGCUUUCUCUUCAGGCAGUGUUUAAGGCCGACCCUGUGGUCCCGGUGCAUUCUGGGACAGUCCUCCCUCUUCUAUCGGGAGGCGCUGCUAAACCGAAACCGUGAAAAAAUAUACUGUCUCCAUUGGCUAGAAGUACUGCAGUUUUCCAACCAUGUCUGUUCGGGAGUCAUUUAACCCCGAGAGCUAUGAACUUGAUAAGAGCUUCAGACUGACCCGCUUUACAGAACUGAAGGGGACCGGAUGUAAAGUACCACAGGAUGUCCUUCAGAAACUCUUGGAAUCUCUGCAGGAAAACCAUUUCCAAGAGGAUGAGCAGUUUCUUGGCGCAGUCAUGCCCAGACUUGGUAUCGGGAUGGAUACGUGUGUCAUUCCCUUAAGACACGGUGGCCUUUCUCUGGUUCAAACAACAGACUACAUUUAUCCUAUUGUUGAUGAUCCCUACAUGAUGGGUCGUAUUGCCUGUGCCAAUGUACUAAGUGACCUUUAUGCCAUGGGGGUCACGGAAUGUGACAAUAUGUUGAUGCUUCUUGGAAUUAGUAAUAAACUGACAGACAAGGAAAGAGACAAGGUGAUGCCUCUGAUAAUCCAGGGUUUUAAAGAUGCUGCAGAGGAGGCAGGAACAUCAGUAACUGGUGGACAGACAGUUCUGAACCCCUGGAUUGUACUCGGGGGAGUUGCAACGACUGUCUGCCAGCCCAAUGAGUUCAUUAUGCCAGACAAUGCUGUACCUGGCGACGUGCUUGUACUGACAAAACCUUUAGGAACACAAGUAGCCGUUGCAGUGCACCAAUGGCUUGAUAUUCCUGAAAAAUGGAAUAAAAUAAAGUUGGUCGUAACACAAGAGGAUGUUGAAUUGGCGUACCAGGAGGCCAUGAUGAACAUGGCAAGACUGAAUAGAACAGCUGCUGGGCUUAUGCACACCUUUAAUGCACAUGCAGCCACAGAUAUUACAGGAUUUGGAAUUUUAGGGCAUGCUCAAAACUUGGCCAGACAGCAGAGGAAUGAAGUGUCAUUUGUCAUCCACAACCUUCCUGUAUUGGCGAAGAUGGCUGCCGUGAGCAAAGCUUGUGGAAAUAUGUUUGGUCUUAUGCAUGGCACCUGCCCUGAGACAUCAGGAGGCCUUCUGAUCUGUUUGCCCCGUGAGCAGGCAGCACGUUUCUGUGCUGAGAUAAAGUCUCCUAAAUAUGGUGAAGGCCACCAAGCAUGGAUAAUUGGAAUAGUAGAAAAAGGCAACCGCACGGCCAGAAUAAUUGACAAACCACGGAUCAUAGAAGUAGCUCCACAAGUUGCCACUCAAAACGUGAACCCAACUCCUGGUGCCACCUCCUAAUUCAGGAAUAAACAGUGAAGCUAUAGAUAGAUAUAUUCUAGUACCAUUCUAGAGUAUAAAAACUAUUAUGUUAAUUUGUAUCAUGCCUGCCCAGUUGGCCUUAGGGCAGUUCAUAUGUGGAUACAAUUUAAAACAGAAUAAAUCCAUUGCCUUUUUGUGUUUUUUAUUUUUUUCUGUUACAUUAACUGAAGAUGUACCUAAUCUUAAGGCAGCUUCUAAGUUGAGAAUAUUAUUAUCCAAUACUGUUGAUUCAUUUUUGAAUCUUUAUUACCACGUAUCGUCUAUUGCCACACAGGCUCUUUUUAAGGUGCUUUCACUUAGCACACAUUAACAUCAAGUAGCGUGAUAGCGUUUUUUGUUUGUCUGUUCACUAUGUGUACAAUGAAAACCUAGGACUAGUGUACAAUAAAUUUCAGAUGCCUUGAAAGAUUAAAAAAAAAAAAAAAAAGGAUUGUGUAUCAUCCGAUAACACAAGGAAAUGUAAACUUAUUGAAAAGGUUGCAUGCUUGAAAGCCUUUGGUUUGUAUUGUUUUUCCCAAAAGUUUAAAAACAUUGCAACCUUAUUAUUUUGUAAAAUAGCACACUCUGUAAAGCAGUGUAUGUCCUAAAGUGUUAACAUUGCAUGGUAAUUACCUUGGUUGAAGGAUAAAUAAUUUCACUAUUCCUAGAGUAUUUCAACACUUAAUGUAUUUGUAAUGUAUCUUCCAUGGUUUUUUUUGUUGUUGUUUUUUUUUUACCAGCAAGGAACACUGCUCGUUUUAUCUGCUGUAUAAUGUAGAAAACAUCACAGACUAAGACUAAUUAGUGGUUACUGUAUAUUACCCAUUUACUGUUUAUGAAUUAUUAAGUACACAUGACAUUUGAAAUAUCAGUAACAAUGAAAUGUUCUGUGGUCGGUAGUGUUUAUUAUAUUUUAUAUAGUGCUAUGUAGGCUUUUUUUUUUGUUCUAUUUUCAUAAUUGCCACAACUAAUUUUUAGUUUGAUUCUUAGCUGUCUUCCCAUUUUUCGGCACGCACUUGUGUUGUAUGUACAUCCUGCCAACUGUAGCGAAAGGUAAAGCUCAAUAAAUAUUUAAUUUUUUUUAUUGCUCUUGUAUAAGAGAUGUAGUUGUCUUUUUACUAUAUAUCCCUGAAUUAUUACAUAAUCCUUUUAAGGUCACAUUUUAGAUUAUUUUGAGGCUGAUAUGUUCUAUUGCAAGAUUACGUUCAGCUGUUAAAAUGAUAACAAUAUUGUAUUAGUCAAUUAUCCUUUACAUCGGAAAACAUCGAUCUGUCACAAUAAUUUAAGUCAUUUAGACUUUCUUUGUAGAACAACACAUACCAACUUGGUAUGAGAUCACUACUGUUAACAUUCUACAGCAAAAACAACUUAUUUGGGUGUUAACCUGGUUCUCUUAUGCCUCUUCAAUAAAGGCAGCUUGUUCACCUA
Messenger RNA from Acipenser ruthenus (sterlet), 2950 nucleotides. RefSeq names its product selenide, water dikinase 1. The transcript is spliced from 9 exons. Bases 344 to 1522 code for a protein of 392 amino acids. Gene Ontology annotation, biological process: L-selenocysteine biosynthetic process. Gene Ontology annotation, cellular component: cytoplasm. The record is from RefSeq and is a predicted model, not a curated record. Gene Ontology annotation, molecular function: ATP binding; selenide, water dikinase activity. NCBI's taxonomy places the organism in Eukaryota, Metazoa, Chordata, Actinopteri, Acipenseriformes, Acipenseridae.